This is a messenger RNA of Salvia miltiorrhiza (redroot sage), 1123 nucleotides long. RefSeq lists its product as uncharacterized. The coding region runs from base 120 to 689 and encodes 189 amino acids. The transcript is spliced from 3 exons. The record is from RefSeq and is a predicted model, not a curated record. NCBI's taxonomy places the organism in Eukaryota, Viridiplantae, Streptophyta, Magnoliopsida, Lamiales, Lamiaceae.
AAAGCGGUAAAUGAAGCCCUUACCGACUUUAGAAAUAAAAAUAAACACCGCACUAGUUUCUCUCUCUACAAAUCCACAUUAAUCCAAUCUCUCUCUUUCAAUUCGACUGCAUCUUUCUCAUGGCCUUGUCUCGAAUUCUCUCCCCAUCCCUCCCCCGAUCCUCCCUCGCCCACCCCACAGCCCUGCUCACCGCCCAUCGCCACCGCUCCACCAAAUCCCACCGCGCUCAGCUCGUUGAAAUCGACGCCGAACAGCCCGAUUCCCCGGAGGCCACCGCCGAGGUCAUCGCCUUCGGCAUCCGGAAGCUCGAGGACGCCAUCCACAGCAUUAUCGUGCGCCGUGCUGCGCCCGAUUGGCUCCCUUUCCUCCCCGGCUACUCCUACUGGGUCCCGCCCCGCGCCUCCUCCUCCUCCCCCUUCAACACCGACCAACCCGCCGGCACCAUGAUGGAGGUCAUAGGAAAAUUGGCUUCCUCGGAUAUGGUAAUGUAUCGGGGCCCCGCGGCCGAUGUGUUGUCCGACGAUGAACAGAAGGCCUUCAGUUCGUCCAAGGGCUGGCCCUCCUCCGCUUUUUAUCUCCAAGAGACUUCACCAGUUCAUCCAAUUCCUGUGGUAAAAUUAGAGAUGAAGAUCCAAGAUAAAGACGAACAAGUGAAAAGCCGAUCCGACUCUGAGGAUGAGGAAGGAUGAGGAUUUUAACACAUUAGACCAAUCCGGGUGAGGCUUUUAACCAAUGUCAAUAUUCGAGGCACGACACGAGGAGGCGAAAGAGGAGAAAGGGGCAGGCAGAAAACUGUGUAUAGAUGGAUCCUUGAUAGAGAGUUGAAGUCUCAUCUCUCACACGCUUCACUUUAUGCAGCACCCGAUUGUGCCUGUGACUGAGAGUGAGUGAAGACUGUAUAUUAUCGAACUUAAUUAGUCGAUAUAUUCUAUCUGCUCUGUAAUAACUAAUAAUAAGCGAUUAAGGUUAAAUGCAUUUCUGUAGCCAUCACAGAAUUAUGAUGUUGUUUGGCUAGUUUAGUUUUGUAUAUAUAUUGGCCUUCUCCUUUUAUUUAUGCAUUGCGUGCUAGGAUUUUGCAAUUUCAAUUGUAAAUAUUUAUGAGUAUUGAUUUUGUUCCUCUAAA